Messenger RNA from Magnusiomyces paraingens, 1473 nucleotides. RefSeq lists its product as uncharacterized. Gene Ontology annotation, cellular component: cytoplasm; ribonucleoprotein complex; nucleus. Gene Ontology annotation, molecular function: mRNA binding. The coding region runs from base 1 to 1473 and encodes 490 amino acids. The transcript is spliced from 7 exons. Lineage: Eukaryota; Fungi; Ascomycota; Dipodascomycetes; Dipodascales; Dipodascaceae. The record is from RefSeq and is a predicted model, not a curated record.
AUGACCUUGCCAGGAAACAGAAUCUUUUUUAAGCCUUGCAAGCCUGAGUUCCGUCUGGACCAAGUCACUGCGGCUUUUUCUCAGUUUGGCCCUCUUCGUGAGGUCAAGAUGCUCAAGGGAUACGGCUUUGUUGAGUUUACAAGAAAAGAAGACGCGUCUAAAGCUCUUGAAACUGAGGUCGACCUUUGUGGCUUUAAAGCUACGGUCGCAAUGGCCAACCGUAUUGAGCGUCGUGAGGGCCCUCCUUCUCGUUCAGGUCGCUCAAGCAGACCUUCUGAAGACGAUCUUUUUCGCGUCCAACUUUCUGGUUUAAACCCUGACACCAAGUGGAAGGACCUGAAAGAUCACUUCAGAAAACAAAGAAUCAAUGUGUCUUAUAGUGAAGUCUCACGGUCCGGCGAUGGUACUGGUCUUAUUGAUUUGGAAAGUCAGGAAGAUGUCGAUUAUGUUUUGGACAAUAUGCAAGGCUCUGAGCUUCUUGGAAACGAAAUUGUCAUUCAUGAAGAUUCUAUAAGUAGAAAACCCCGUGAAAAGGAACGACGUGAUACUAGAGACGUGCGUCGCAACAAUAGAUUUGAUGACCGACGAGGCAGUGACUAUGGUGGACACAAUGACCGGUUCAGGGACCGCCGCAACAGCAACACCCAUCGUCGGGAUCCUCGCGACCGCAGUCCCGACCAACGUAACCAUAGCCGCACGCGCGAUCGGAGCCGCGACCGAAGCCGUGACCGCAACUCUCGGCAUAACAAUAGCCGAUCAGAUAGACGCGACAAUAAUCGUCGCAACAGCAACAGCAACAACAACAACAAAAAUAAUAAUAACAGCCACCACAAUGGCCGCCGGAAUAGUGGGCAAUAUGAUGAUGAGGAUAAUGGCGAGGAGUACAAUCGGUACUCUGACAAUGACGAUGACGUCGACAUGGAGGGUCAUCAUGGGGAUGAUGAUGAGUACCACUCAGAUAGGUACGACAAAAUUGAUGACGACGAAGACAAUAGAGGCAACAAGAAUAAUAGGGGCAAUAAGAAUACUAGGCGCAAUAGCCACAAUGGUGGUAACAGCAGCAAAUCAGGUGGGUCCCGUUCGGGGAAGAAUGAAAACAAUAACAACAACGAUAUUUUUGAAGAGCAUGAGGAUGAGAAUAUUGACCACGGCAAAGGUACUAGUGAGAAUCCUGUGACAUUGGAUGAUGAACAGGAUGAUUUUGUUGAAAUUUCCAAGCCCCAACAACGGACGCGCCAGAAUGGCAGCAAGAGCAGCAAGAAUGGAACAAGUACUCGCCGAAGCAAGCAGGAUUUUAAAAAUGAAGAUUUAGUUGAUGUUCCUUCGCGGCCUUCUGGAAGAUCCGAUAAUAAGCGUGCGAGCGCUGGAUCUUCUGGUAACGCAAGCGCAGCACCAAAAAUUGAUCCUGAUGUGGAUGUGUCUGCUGCAACACCACCUCUUUAUGAUGACGAUGAAAUUGAUGAGGGAUGGUAG